Messenger RNA from Panicum hallii, 2532 nucleotides. RefSeq lists its product as uncharacterized. The transcript has 4 exons. The record is from RefSeq and is a predicted model, not a curated record. The coding region runs from base 354 to 2234 and encodes 626 amino acids. Lineage: Eukaryota; Viridiplantae; Streptophyta; Magnoliopsida; Poales; Poaceae.
UUUCUCCCCCUUGGAAACCGAAGGCAACCCCCGCAGACAAGCGGAGGGCGUCGAAUCCCCCAAUCAUAGGCAACAGCCAGACAGCUCAUGCGUGCCGCUUCCAAUCUGCAUGCCGCCAACGGCGCCCAUGAUAUGAACGAUCCACACAAGCACACCCUUCCCCACACACCCAUCAGUCCAUCACCUCUGCCUGUCUCCUCCGUCCUCCCACACGCUCGUGUGUCCUGCGUGCCAUCGUCUCCGCACAGGCAGCUGCAGAUUGGCGCGCAAGAGCUGGGUGGGUGAUCCUACUGCUACCAAGGAGAGAUCGAUCACGCUAGCGCUCGCCGUUCCUCCUCUUCCAUGGGACUGCGAUGCUGAGGGAAGCCGCCGCUGAGCUGACCGUGACAGGAGGAGCAUCCAUAGCCACGAAGAUCCGCAAGCGCUGCGCCGUGUCGCCGUUGGGCGCGUCGCCGGACCGCCAGAGGAGGACGCUGAGGCUGAAGCGGGGCGUGCGGCUGAUCGGCCACCGGAGGGGAGGCGGCACCGGCGCGUCUCCGUGCGCGAGCAGCGGGAGGAAGAGGAGGAUGUCGGAGUCGUCGUGGAACCGGCACGGCCGCCACGGCCACGCCGACGUCGAGACUCGGUCCGCGGCGUCGGCGCGGAAGCUCGUCAGCGCGCUCUGGCAGCUCAACAAGGGGGACGGCGGCGCGUUAGAGGAGGAAGAGGAGGAGAUCGGGUGGGACGCGGCGGCCGCGCGCCGGAGCUCGGAUCACCGGCGCAGCGCGUCCCUGGAGUUCUCCAAGAUUUCGAGAAGGAAUAGUAAGGCUCUGAAGGAUGAUGGAGAUCAGAGGAGCUGGCACAAUGGCCAUGCCCAUGGCCAGUGGUUCUCAGAUGUGAUGAGCAAUGGCGGCACAGUGAAGGUGCACACAUGUCCGCAGGGCCGCACCCCGGCACGUCCGGGUGGCGACAGGGCGGCGCAGGCGCAGGACCUGUACAACAGCCUCACGGCGUCCGCCGAGCUCGUCAGGGUCCUGGCCAACGUCCUGGGCCCCGCCGGCGCGCUCGGCCCCACCGCGGCGUCGCUUCUCGCCGCGCUGCGCUCCGAGCUCGACGCCGCGCGCGCCCGUGCCCGGCGGCUCGCGAGGCAGCACCACGGCCGCGACGAGGAGGAGCACCACCGCCUGCGGAGGCAGCUAGCGGAGGAGGUGCGCGCGUGGAAGGCCAGGCACAGGGAGAAGGCCGCGGCGGCCGCGCGGCUGGUCGCCUCGGAGCUGGACGGCGAGCGCCGGUCGCGGCGCCGCGCCGAGCGGGUGGGCAAGAAGCUGGCCGAGGCGCUGGCGGACGCCGAGGGGUCGCUGCGGGCGGCCACGCGGGAGCUGGAGCGCGAGAAGGCGGCCAGGGCGCGGCUGGAGAAGGUGUGCGACGAGCUCUCCAGGGGCGUUGGCGGCGGCGGUGCGGUGGCGGAGGAGGAGGAGCUCAGACGGGAGGCCGCCGAGGCCGCGCGGGAGGAGCUGGAGAGGGAGCGGGAGAUGCUGCAGCUCGCCGACGAGCUGCGCGAGGAGCGGGUCCGGAUGAAGCUGGCCGAGGCCAGGAUCCAGUUCGAGGAGAAGAACGCCGCCGUCGACCGCCUGCGCCAAGAGCUCGAGGCCUUCUUGGGCACCAGCAGCAAGGAGGACCAUCAAGAAUCGCCUUUCCACGACGAACACCGCCAUACCGUCGAUGAUCACCGGUCGUUGCAACUGGUUCUUGCGUCUGAAUUCGGCGUCGACGGCAUCGACCGCGUGGUCACAGACAAGACCGGACAAGUUGAAAAUGGGAACGACGGUGAAGCCGAUGAUGGCUCGGAAGGCAGCGACAUCGAGCUCAACAUGGACGGCAACAGCUGGAGCUACAAGACAACCUCCAGGGCGACGACGGCCAAGAACGCGGCGUCAGUGCACGGCUCACUUUCGGACAGAGGGACGGAAAGCGGCGCCGGGGCCGGGGCCGGGGCCGGCGCCUUCGACCGGAGAUCUCAGGGCACGCGAGAUGCACUGGAGCUGCAGGAGUGGGACGACGUGUGCAGCGACGACGGGGCCAGCACCAAGGACCUGGACGAGGACGCGGAGAGGUACGAGGCCAUCAAGAACCUCCGGGAGCAGAUGCUGGCCGGCCACGGCUUCGUCUUCCUGUCGCAAGGCGAUGCAGACGCCGACAGGGAUCGGCAUCGCCAGGGUUUGGUACCUCAAUUCGAAGAUGGGGGACUCUGGUGAGCCAAAUUGAUUGGCGUUGAACGGUUGGCACCUGGCAGCGACACCAGCCCUGCUCCUUCAGAAUUUGUGCAUAGCUUUGAUUUUGGGGUUCCUUUUGCACAGUUUGUAGUAGAGCGCGCGCGCUCUCUCUCUCUCUCUCUCUCUCUCUCUCGCGCGCGCGCUCUCUCUGAGGUUUGGGUCAUUACUGUACUUCCAUAGGAGUAUUUGGUUUCAAUUUUCUUUUUAUGUUUUUGGCAGUGACUCAGUGACAUUUUGCGUUUGAUAUCAGGAUCAGAAAUCACCAAUGCUUGUAUCUGUA